AUGACCGUUCUCUUCACACGGACUUUUCCCUCGCACCGCGUCUCUGAUUUCGAUUCCCCUACUUAUCUUCUGCAAGGUAGUGCAGGGAAGACUUCUUGCUUGGAAGUGGUAUUCAAGGGGAUGCCUGCUAAGGACACUUUCUUUCUUGACCCCACGAGUAGGGAGACCCGGCUGGAUGUAAAUACCAUUAUACCUUUCCAGUUGUGGGAUUGUCCUGGAAAUCAUCAUGUUGAGAAUCUUGGUGCUCCGUUGUCGGCCUUCUCGUCUUUGGUUUAUGUUAUAGACCUUCAGGACGAGUAUGGACACGCUGUCAACCAUUUGAUUCACUUAAUGGCCAUCAUCCAUGAAACGAAUCGGGACCUUCAUAUUGAAGUUUUUGCGCACAAGGCGGAGAAUAACUUCCGUCAACUACAAGAACGCGUUUACCUUGAGACUAUCGACCACCCCUUACCAUUACAGGAUAUGCGCGUCACGUUCCAUUUGACCUCUGUCUACGAUCAUACCAUAUUCGAAGCAUGGUCGCGUGUGAUACAGAAGCUCGUCAAGCCACUGGCGACGUUGGAAAACCUGUUGAACGUCCUCUGUAGCCAUUCCGGGCUCACAAAAGCCUUCUUGUUUGAUGUGAAGACCCUGAUUCACGUUGCUGCGGACGAAUCUCCACCAGACCCUACGUUAUAUGGCCUGUGCUGUGAUUACGUUCAAACAAUCCAGCAAUUCUCUGUUCUUUACAAGUUCGUCGUCAUAAUCUUCAUCUCAAUUUUGUUGUCCUGA
Molecule: messenger RNA, 771 nt
Organism: Cantharellus anzutake
Lineage: Eukaryota; Fungi; Basidiomycota; Agaricomycetes; Cantharellales; Hydnaceae
Product: Gtr1/RagA G protein conserved region-domain-containing protein
Exons: 5
Coding region: 1-771 (256 amino acids)
Biological process (GO): positive regulation of TOR signaling; cellular response to amino acid stimulus; cellular response to starvation
Cellular component (GO): nucleus; fungal-type vacuole membrane; Gtr1-Gtr2 GTPase complex
Molecular function (GO): GTPase activity; GTP binding
Source: RefSeq, a predicted model, not a curated record